Solenopsis invicta (red fire ant) is the source of this 3763-nucleotide messenger RNA. RefSeq lists its product as uncharacterized. Lineage: Eukaryota; Metazoa; Arthropoda; Insecta; Hymenoptera; Formicidae. The transcript has 5 exons. Bases 353 to 3577 code for a protein of 1074 amino acids. Gene Ontology annotation, molecular function: peptidase inhibitor activity. The record is from RefSeq and is a predicted model, not a curated record. Gene Ontology annotation, cellular component: extracellular region.
GACGGAGAGGGUCCCUAAUCCUCCCGGACGCUGAAGAGGCGGACUCGAUUAAUAGUCGCGCUCGCGAGAGAAACAACGUCGUCCACGAUCAUAGCUCGAGAUGACUUCCGCAGUGCUCUGAGCGGAACUCCUGGAACGGUGUCCUUCGAUGGACGAUCGUGCGCACCUGAAGAUCUACGGCAUUGGCUCUCCGCAAGUCUUCGAGUAAGAUGGUUAGUUCGGGUAGUCAAGCGGUCAUGUAAACGUCUUGUCGUGUCCUGGUGCCGUCGUGUGGUCCAAUCAUCGUAUGGUCCAACCGCUAAUAUACUUCCAGUGAAUUUUCGCGGGAUUUAGAAAUCUUUUCUCUCCCAGAAUGAGACCAAGCGCGAUCGUUCUGUUGCUUCUGCUGUGUGCUCAGUUUCUUACUUCGGAAUCGAAGCUUCGGCAACAAGCAGCCGUCGAUGACGAUGAUGACGAUGACGAUGAAUGGGAUGAUGACGACGAUGAUGACGAUGAUGACGGAGGCUAUAAGCCCGAGGUCGACGACGAUGGUCGAAUCUACAAGAAUCCGCGAAAUUCACCCUCUGCUAUGUGUCCGAGAGACGAGGAGCAGGCGGAGCUGAUGGGACAGAAGUGUUUGCGAAAGUGCUCGACCGACGAGGAUUGCAAGAGUAAGAAGAAGAAAUGCAGAUGCGAUGGAGCCUGCGGCAUGUCGUGCAUCAAGCCCGAACGUGAAUGCCCAGUGUUGACUGAAAUUGAUCACGGGGUGAUGACAGUUACCGGAAGAUUUUUUGCGGAUAGAGCUCAUUACGCCUGCGACACCGAUUACUUUAUAGUUGGCCUGUCGGAGAGAACGUGUCGCGGCGAUGGUCAUUGGACCGGGACUAAUCCGUCCUGCAAGAAAGAUUCCAACUCUUUCUGCUCCCAGCCGCCAAAGAUCCCGAACGCGCGCAAUAACGCUCCGUUAGAGCAAACGACCUUCGAUCUCGACAGUAGUGUGCAAUAUUUCUGUAAUCAUGGAUACGUAGCGACGGGGGCGAAGAAGGCGAAAUGUCUACUGAUGGAAGGUGCUGCUAGAUGGUACGGGCCAGAUAUCACUUGCAAGCCUCAAAGCUGCAAUUUACCCCCGGAUAUUCCCAACGGAUGGCACUCUGGAGAGUGUUAUACGUACGAUUGUCGCGUGUCGUAUCAUUGCAUGGAGGGUUACGAAUUAGUUGGUAAAACGGAGAAACUGUGCCUGGCGGAUGGCACAUGGACCCCGAAGGAGUUACCGCAAUGCGUUCAAGUCACGUCUGUGCAAUGUCCGAAGCCAGAAAAUCCAGUCAACGGCAAGGCUGUCUACACCUCCUACGCAUAUAAUUCCAUUGUAUCGUACGAAUGCAAAUACGGGUUCACUGUAGUAGGUGCAGCAACUAGACGUUGUGGUGCUGACAGAAAGUGGACUGGAAAGACACCUACUUGCCAGGAAAUCAAUUGCGGUUUACCCGGCGUGUUAUAUAACGGUUGGAUCGAAAACAUUGAAGCCGGCACAGGUAUGGGCGCAAGCAUAAUUUUCCGCUGCAAGGAUCACAUGAAGCUGGAGGGCAAUACUUCCUCCGUUUGCCAGAAAGAUGGCAAAUGGCGUUAUCCUUUACCGCAGUGUUUAGCUCCAUGCGUUGUCCCGCAGAUCGAAAACGGUUACGUUGUUGUAGCCAGUCAUGAGAGAGAUCAUAUCAACAAUGUUACGGUGGUGGAACACGGCGAGAGACUUUUAGUUACCUGCAUUCAAAAUUAUGAAUUCGCCGCCAAUAGUACUCCAGUAUUAUGCAUCAACGGUACUUGGUCAAUAGUACCGAGCUGUUCGCCAGCUCGAUGCAAACAGAUGCCGAAGAGUCCGAAGAAUGGAAUGGUAAUAGCACCGAAGACGGAUCACGGUAUGAAGGCAGUCUUCAAGUGCAAGGAUGGCUUCGAAUUGGUCGGCGGAGGUCCUCUGAAUCUCUCUAAAUCUAUGGAAUGUCGUUAUGGCAACUGGAUCGGUGACAUACCGCACUGCGUCCAGCUCUUCUGCCCAUUUCCUGGCUUCAUCGAGCACGGCAAAGUCUUUCUGGUAGGCAACAUGGGAGUAUACGAUUACAGACCGUACGUCAAGAAGAUUGUCAACAACAAACAGAUUAUGUACGAUUGCGAUAAGGGUUACGUUCUGGAUGAAGGGCCAACCGGCGCAACUUGUAUAAGCGGUGCAUGGAGCCCUAAGGAAUUGCCAAAGUGUAUUCUUGGACAACAUCCUCGAAUCAGAUGGAGCAGACGACGUAGAUCAGUGGACAACGACAAUGUUACUCUGAAUUAUAACGUUACUGUAAAUUACAAAAAAUUCAUCGAUUUCUUCCGUAAAGUAGGCAAAAAACUUCUGCAUAUUGAGAUGAACAGAAACCGUGAACAUGCCAAACAUAAAACAGAUGCGAAACUAGCGUCUAGUCACCAGAAUAACACCAAUGCGUCCGAUUCGUCAACUUGGAAAGCACACGAAAGUCAUGGCAAUAAAUCCCGUUUGCGAGAGGAAAGAAUGAUCGAUUUUCUCAAGAUGGUGUAUAGAAAAUUACAGCGCAUGGACGCCAGACAAGCAAAUAACUCUAGCAACAACACCAUGCACGACCUAUUGAAUGCAAUGAGCAAGAAUUUCUUUCAUGUGGAUCUUGCGGAGUCGCGAAGAAACGGUAGCAAAGCCCGCUCGGAUUUCGAGAUACGUAAUCAGAGGGAGUUCAUCAAGUUGAAGAGGGAAUUUGAACGAAUCAUGAGGUUCUACAACAAGUCUAUACGCUGGAACGAGAAGCAGAAUCGAAAAGAUGCAAAGAGGAAAGGCCUGUCGCACGCCGAGAAGCGGAAGGACAAGAAGAAGCAUAGGAAGAAUUAUUACAAGGGCUUUUACGAGUUCGUCAACAGUUACGUAACUGAAAAGUUGUCGAUGUUAGAGGCGCGCAACGCGACCGAGGAAUUAAUAAAGAAGAUGAACAUCGACAAGUUUACCGUGAGGAACGGCACGACUUUCACGGUUGGUGAGAUGUAUGCAUUUUUCAAACAUAUCAUACAGGAUAGAUUGAACUCGACGGAGGAAAGCGUAACCGAAGAAUCUAGCACAGCAUCGGCGCCGAAGUUUACGUCUCACGGCAAUCAAUCAUCGACAAUCCCGAGUAAUGACGUUGCCGUGCUGGACAACGAGAUUCCGAGCAAAGACGGAGCCCCCAAGCACCGUAGCAAGCGGAUACGAAACGCGUCGGAGGAAGCUAGCGCUUCGCGUCAAAAGAGGAAGCUUCUAUCGGUGAAACCGAGCAGUGUAGACGAUCAAAAGGAUUCGAGGAAGUCGAAGCCCGAAGUCGAUGACGCCAAAUCAAAACAGUUCACUUUCGACGAGCUGCAGGCGCAACAGCAGAGCCGUUCGAAACGGUUUCUGCCACCUUCCGAGUUGGAUAAUCAAAUAUUUCUGAAGAAUUUGUAUCUCAACGCUUACGAGGACGAAUAUCGGGCGAACGUGAAGCGAUCUCUCGACCAGAUAAAUCGCACAACUGGCUGGGUCUCCUCGAGACGGCGCAAAGGCAACCUCGAUGCGUACGAAAUCAACUGAGGAAAUAAUGUGUUGUGAUAUUAACGGAAUUUACUAAGUUAUUUACCGAUAUCAAUCGAUUUUAGGUGAAGUAUACACUAUAAUAUAUAUUAUAUAUACGAUAGUUAUAAUCGUUGUCCCUCGUCGAUACGCACUGUAACGUGUAUCGCGCUUUUUUGAAAAAUAAAUCUUUUCCAUGCAAAUGUC